AUGUCACCUGCGAGUUGGUAACCUACGAGCGGCUGUGAAGGGAACUGUUUAACCGGAUCCCAUUGUACCGGGAACGCAGAGCGGCCUUUUCAGCAUGCAGCAGCUGCUCAGGUGAGGGGACGCCUCGGCUCGCCCGCCGUACUCAUUCAUUAGCGGCACCGCACCGUGGCGCGGGGUGGGCGUGCUGGUUCCUCGCGCUGUUGGCGGCGCUCCUUCCUGCUGCUUCCCGGAGCUCCCGGGCCAGUAGAGUUUAGUAAUAUCAAGAAAUAGGAGAAAAUUCAACCAUGGCCCCAAGGAAGAGAGGUGGACGAGGGAUUUCGUUUAUCUUUUGCUGUUUCCGAAACAAUGACCACCCAGAAAUCACAUAUCGGCUUCGAAAUGAUAGCAACUUUGCACUUCAGACCAUGGAGCCAGCACUGCCCAUGCCCCCUGUGGAGGAGCUGGAUGUCAUGUUCAGUGAACUUGUGGAUGAACUUGACCUCACAGACAAACACAGAGAAGCCAUGUUUGCACUUCCAGCAGAGAAAAAGUGGCAGAUAUACUGUAGCAAGAAAAAGGACCAGGAAGAAAACAAGGGAGCAACAAGUUGGCCUGAGUUCUACAUUGAUCAGCUUAAUUCCAUGGCUGCUAGGAAGUCUCUGCUGGCUCUAGAGAAGGAAGAAGAAGAAGAGAGGAGUAAAACCAUCGAGAGUCUGAAGACAGCUCUGAGGACAAAACCCAUGAGGUUUGUUACAAGAUUCAUCGAUUUGGAUGGCCUGUCAUGUAUUCUCAACUUUCUGAAGACUAUGGACUAUGAGACCUCUGAGUCUCGGAUACAUACCUCCCUCAUUGGCUGUAUAAAGGCACUAAUGAACAACUCUCAAGGCCGGGCUCAUGUCCUGGCUCAUUCUGAGAGUAUUAAUGUCAUUGCUCAGAGUCUGAGCACAGAAAACAUUAAAACAAAGGUGGCCGUGCUAGAAAUCUUGGGCGCCGUGUGCCUGGUUCCUGGGGGUCACAAAAAAGUUCUGCAGGCUAUGCUGCACUACCAGAAGUAUGCCAGUGAGAGAACCCGCUUCCAGACGUUAAUUAACGACUUGGACAAAAGCACUGGGCGUUAUCGGGAUGAAGUGAGUCUCAAGACUGCCAUCAUGUCCUUCAUCAAUGCAGUGCUAAGCCAAGGAGCCGGAGUGGAGAGUUUGGACUUUAGACUCCAUCUUCGCUAUGAAUUCCUGAUGUUAGGAAUUCAACCUGUUAUAGAUAAAUUAAGGGAACAUGAAAAUUCGACGUUAGACAGGCAUUUAGACUUUUUUGAAAUGCUCCGAAAUGAAGAUGAACUAGAAUUUGCCAAAAGAUUUGAACUGGUUCACAUAGACACAAAAAGUGCAACCCAGAUGUUUGAGCUGACCAGGAAGCGACUGACUCACAGUGAAGCCUACCCUCACUUCAUGUCCAUUCUGCACCAUUGCCUCCAGAUGCCUUACAAGAGAAGUGGUAACACAGUUCAGUACUGGCUGCUGCUAGACAGAAUCAUACAGCAAAUAGUUAUCCAGAGUGACAAAGGGCAGGACCCUGACUCUACACCUUUGGAAAACUUCAAUAUUAAGAACGUCGUGAGAAUGUUGGUCAAUGAAAACGAAGUUAAGCAAUGGAAAGAACAGGCAGAGAAAAUGAGAAAAGAACACAAUGAACUACAACAGAAGCUGGAGAAGAAAGAGAGAGAAUGUGAUGCCAAGACCCAAGAGAAGGAAGAAAUGAUGCAGACCUUAAAUAAGAUGAAAGAGAAGCUUGAAAAGGAGACGACUGAGCACAAGCAGGUCAAGCAGCAGGUGGCAGAUCUCACAGCACAGCUCCAUGAGCUCAACAGGAGGGCUGUUGGUGCUCCAGUCCCAGGAGGACCCUCACCUGGAGCCCCAGGGGGUCCCUUUCCUUCCUCUGGGAUAGGAUCUCUUCUUCCUCCCCCACCACCCCCACUUUUUUCAGGUGGAGCACUUCCUCCUCCACCACCUCCCCUCCCUCCUGGAGGUCCUCCUCCUCCCCCAGGGCCUCCUCCCUUAGGGGGAAUCCUACCACCUCCUGGUGCUCCAGUGAGUCUGACACUCAAGAAGAAAAACAUUCCCCAGCCCACCAAUGCGCUGAAAUCCUUCAACUGGUCUAAGCUGCCUGAGAACAAAUUGGAAGGAACAGUAUGGACUGAAAUCGAUGAUACCAAAGUGUUCAAAAUUCUAGACCUUGAAGACCUAGAAAGAACUUUCUCUGCCUACCAAAGACAGCAGGAGUUCUUUGUGAACAGUAACUCCAAGCAGAAAGAAGCAGAUGCCAUUGAUGACACACUGAGUUCCAAAUUUAAAGUCAAAGAACUGUCAGUGAUUGAUGGUCGGAGAGCUCAGAAUUGCAACAUCCUUCUGUCGAGGUUGAAAUUAUCCAAUGAUGAAAUCAAGCGGGCGAUUCUAACAAUGGAUGAACAGGAGGAUCUGCCCAAGGACAUGUUAGAACAGCUUUUGAAGUUUGUUCCUGAGAAAAGUGACAUUGACCUGCUAGAGGAACAUAAACACGAGCUGGAUCGGAUGGCCAAGGCUGAUCGCUUCCUGUUUGAGAUGAGCAGGAUUAAUCAUUACCAGCAAAGACUGCAGUCAUUGUACUUCAAGAAGAAGUUUGCAGAACGUGUGGCAGAAGUGAAGCCUAAAGUGGAAGCGAUUCGUUCUGGCUCGGAGGAGGUGUUCAGAAGCAGCGCCCUCAAGCAGCUCCUAGAGGUUGUUUUGGCUUUUGGAAACUAUAUGAAUAAAGGACAAAGAGGCAAUGCCUAUGGAUUCAAGAUCUCCAGCCUCAACAAGAUCGCCGACACAAAAUCCAGUAUUGACAAGAACAUUACCCUUUUGCACUAUCUAAUAACUAUUGUGGAGAAUAAGUACCCCAAAGUCCUCCAUUUACAUGAAGAAUUGCGGGAUAUUCCUCAAGCAGCAAAAGUCAACAUGACUGAGCUGGACAAAGAGAUAAGCACCUUGAGAGGCGGCCUGAAAGCGGUAGAGAUGGAGCUGGAAUAUCAGAAGUCUCAGCCCCCACAGCCUGGAGACAAGUUUGUGUCCGUUGUCAGCCAGUUCAUCACUGUGGCUAGCUUCAGCUUCUCAGAUGUUGAAGAUCUUCUGGCAGAAGCUAAGGAGCUGUUCACUAAAGCAGUGAAGCACUUUGGAGAGGAGGCUGGCAAAAUACAGCCAGAUGAGUUCUUCGGGAUUUUUGACCAGUUUCUUCAAGCCGUGGCAGAAGCGAAACAGGAGAAUGAGAACAUGAGGAGAAGGAAAGAGGAGGAGGAGAGGCGGGCUCGCCUGGAGGCUCAGCUCAAAGAACAACGGGAGAGGGAGCGCAAGAUGAGGAAGGCCAAGGAGAACAGUGAAGAAAGCGGAGAGUUUGACGACCUGGUCUCAGCUUUACGCUCGGGAGAAGUGUUUGACAAAGACCUCUCCAAACUCAAACGGAACCGCAAACGCAUUUCCAACCAGGUGACAGAUGGUAGCCGGGAGCGACCAAUCACAAAACUGAAUUUUUGAUUUUCUUGCAUCCUUUUCUAGAAAGCGCAGUAGUAGCCCUUUGGCCUGACUAGAACUUUCAUUACACUGCCUUGCAAUCAAAACAGUGGCAAUUUCUUCUCUCACCUGUGAGUGAAGGUGUGAAUGUGUGUGUAAAUGUAUGUGUAUAUAUGUGAAAAUGUAUAUAGAAGUCUGAGUGUUGUCCGGGGACCUAUGUGUAUGCUUAAAAAGUUUAUGUUAAUGUGUGUGCUCAGAAACUCUCUAGGUAUGCAUUCAUAUCGAGUGGGGCUCAUUUUCUUUCCCUGAACACCUUGAAUGUUCAGAAGCACAAUUCUCCCUCCUGAAACAGAUAACAGACAUUCCUUAACAUUAAAAAAAAAAAACAAAAAAAAAAGGAAGAAAAGAAGAAAACAGGAAGUUAAAAACAGACUUGUCUUGUGGAGUGUUUUAUGGUUCCCAGAGUUGGUGUAGUGAGACAAUUUUCACUGGUAGAAAUGGAGUUGGAAAAUACAGAUCUGGAUGAGUUUGGUGGUUCCAGUCGGGCACUGCUGCCUGCAUCAGUGACUAACUUGGAAGAACAGCUUCAAGGUCCCGAUGCUGCUGUUGGGGUACAGUCUACAGAUGUCUGUUGAGAACAUCUUGCACACAUUCAUAUCAUAUAGAACGUCAGUCACAAUUCUUUUGUAUAUUUAAAACGUGAACACCAGGUUUUUCCCCCUAAUUUCAUCGACUUUUCUGCCAAGUGCUCUUGGUGAUUUCUUUUUCUUUCUUUCUUUUUUUUUUUGAAAAAUAAAAAUAAUGUCACCUGCAUCCUGGCUGAAGGCCAGGAUUUCCAGAACCUUCUUGACCUAACAAUACAGAUUUGUAAACCUGGAAAAUAAAAUUUCCCCCCGAAGACUUAGUGGAAGAAAGAACUCCCUGAAGAUUCUUUUUAAAGGCAUGUGGGGUGCUUUUGGGGUGUCUUCUGUUUCCUGUGUAGGCCACGCUGCAUAUCUUGGGAUAAAGGACACUCACAGUGACACAAAAUGUCAACAGUAUCUACAGGGAUGCUCAGAUCUAUUUAUCUCAAAGAAUAUUUGAAGCGAUUGCUGUUACGUGUUGUCAUUUUCAAUUGUGUGUCAGUGACGCUACCUGUUCAACUUCAAUCCAAAAACACAAAGCUCUCAGGGAGAAAUGAUGAAACAAUGAACAUUAGAAAAUAAAUAUAGAUGCUUACCACUGACCUGCCAACUCUUAGUAUCGUUAAGUUAUAUGGUAUGUAAAGAGGACUGUUACUAUUUUCUUUUGCUUUAUUUAUUUGUACUCGGGUGUGGGGAGGGACUAGUGUUUUCUGUUUUCCAUCUAUUCUUUUGUGGUUGGGUUUCCUGUGGAGAGAGUAGUUUUUCCUAUUGCACUAGAAUAUUAUUUACUCACUAAACUGAGUUUUUCAGUCAAGUAUCAAAUAUUUAUUAAGCACUUACUAUGUACCAGGCAUAGUAGAGCUAUAGUGGUAAGCAAGACAGAGUCCCUGCCCACCAAGGAGUUCACACUUCAAUAGGGUUUUCAGGGACGAUAGAAUGCCAAUGUGCAGAAUAGACAAGGAAUCAUACUAUUUAAAAAAUCUGUAUGAACUAAAAUGCUUAGUGCAGAUGGCAAGGGAUCUGUGCUGUGUAAAAGCUGUGAAACAGUGCUCUAAGAAUUGUCAAGAGCUGUGGUUUUUUACUUUUUGUUUUUCCUUGUUGCAAACAUAGCGACUUUCUACCCAUUCUAUGUAAGUAAAUGGCUCUUCAGUAAAGCAGUCACAGGUACAAAGCAGAGCUGACUCCUGGCCCCAAGCUACACUGUGGGCAAACACACCGUGGCCGUGGUGCUGCUGAUGGAGACAUAGCUCAGCGAGCUUGGAGGGGAGGAGGAUGGGAUGGAAUGAUGGCUUCUGCCAUCCCUGACUAAGUGCCUCUAUGUAUAUUCUUUUCUACUUAUAGCAGGAAAAGUUUGGUCGAGCUCAGUUUUGGAACUGUGGAAAGACUCAAAACAGAGAGCAAGUUUGUGUAGCAUGUCCCCUUGCCCUUUUAAAACCAUCCUCACUUUGAUGUAAGCCAUCCUGGUAGGCCUCCUUUGCCAUUCCCAAUAUUUGUUUAUUUUCCAAAAAACUGUGUGCAGGUAAUUCCAUGUGCCAUUGUUAUAAACAAACAAAUGAAAAAUCUACUUUUUAGACUGGUGCUGGUAUAAGUAGCCACUCUUCUCUCUUGAAUAUGUAUUUUAAAGAUUUUUUUAAUGAUGCUAAAAAGAAAAAGCAUUAUACUUUUUAAACUUAAUUAAAUGUCUCGUAUCUUAUUAGCUUAAUAGUUGGAACCACUUAGUCUUUAGGUGCAAGACUGUUGUUACAGAACCAAGAAAAAAGGAUGUUGUAUGUGUGUUAUGAGACUGUACAUUUUUUAAAAUAGCAAUAUGCAAUAAAGAUGACUUCAUUGGGUGUA
This is a messenger RNA of Mesocricetus auratus (golden hamster), 5956 nucleotides long. It is a transcript of the gene Daam1, whose product is annotated as dishevelled associated activator of morphogenesis 1. Bases 285 to 3521 code for a protein of 1078 amino acids. The record is from RefSeq and is a predicted model, not a curated record. Lineage: Eukaryota; Metazoa; Chordata; Mammalia; Rodentia; Cricetidae. Gene Ontology annotation, molecular function: small GTPase binding; actin binding. Gene Ontology annotation, biological process: actin cytoskeleton organization. The transcript is spliced from 26 exons. Gene Ontology annotation, cellular component: stress fiber.